CCGGCGGAGGAGGACCUUGCCGGUGCCCCCGCGGUCGAACUUGGUACAUUGGGGCCGGGACCGGCUCGAAUCUGGCGCGCGGCGGAUCUGGAGGAGUGCGACAGUUCCUCCUUCGGGGCUGGCCGAGGGGAAGGCGAGAGGGACUCUCGGCCGUCAUCUGCAAAGGGAGGGGGCAGCGGCGAAGGGAGACGAAAGAGGCGGCGGUCGGCAAGCCCUCGACGGCGGUUCAUCUCCAGAUCCGCAGACAUCCCGUCUUCCUCGAAGCGGCGCCGGAGGGGAAGAAGACAUCAAUAAUCAUAAGCUUCAGAAGGCAUCAAGUACAUAUUAUUCACCUUGCAGCAGGAACAAACAGUUCGGUCAUGCACCGCGUGACCAAUUACGCGAUGCAAGGAUGCAGCAACAAUGACGAGAGAGAGGAGGUUGAAGCUGCUGCCAAUGCUGCCUCUCGGCCGCAAUGGAUGGGAUCGUUCCAUCCAUACGGAAUGCCGCCACCAGUACCUCCUUAUUUUUACCCUGCUCCAGCAACCAUGCCGCCUCCAGCAGGACCCCCAAUGCAGCAGUUCAGUGAAGGUCCGAGUGUCCGAGUGGGCGACCCCGAUGCUGGGAAAAGUGGUCCGAAGGUCAAGCUUCCCAAUUUCAAUCCCGAAGAAGACGUAAACCUGACAAAGUGGUGGCUAAACAUAAGUACUGACCCGGUUGUCAAUACCGGGCAGCGGAAAGAAGGGUUUUGGUUACGGAUCAUGAAAGGCUACAACUCAUCUCGAGGGGUUUACCCGAAGAGAUCUCAGAAGUCGCUCACGACUCGUUGGGACUACAUCAAAGAGUGCUGCACCAAGUUUUCCGAGUUCUACAGUAGUGUUCUGCGUUUGAAUCCCAGCGGCAUGUCGGACGCGGACAAGACGACGGAGGCAAUGGCUUGGUAUGCUGCGGCAUUGCAGAAGCCUUUCACCCAGAUGCACUCCUGGAAGUUAUUGAAGGAUGAGCCAAAGUGGGAGGCGUGCAUUGGGGCUCACUCCAAGGUACAUGUGCUCGACGACGACUCCUCGGAUGCAGCAGCUGGCGGUGCCAACGAAGUGGGCGGUCCAGCCGAGUCUGAUGUCCCGGCCUCCAGCGGGAGCAAGAGGCCGAUUGGGAGGGAUGCCACUAAAGCAGCGAGGAAAAAGGCCGCCACAUCGUCGUCCUCGUCAGAAUACAUUUCACAAAUGAAUUAUAUGUGGGGCAACAAGCUGUCAUUAAUAAAGGAGAGUCAUGCUAAGAUGGCCAGCCACCACGCCACGAUGGCUGUGCUGCAGGAGAAGAAGAUGACUACGGAAAGGGAGCUGGAGGAACGUCGUCCGGCGCUUGAGGAGAGUCGGCUAGCAAUGGAGGCGAGUCGGAUGGAGAUGGAGAAGAAUGACAGGGAGAGUCGGAUGGAGAUGGAGCGGUCUCGGGCCGCCAAGGAAGAACGCGCGGAAGAGGAACGUAUUCUUAGUAUAGAGCUCGACAAAUGCUCGCCAGCGCUACGGCUGUUCUACAAGCGACAGCAGGAGCAGAUCCUUGUAAAGUACUCGUUGCCUCCUCCCUGACUGGUAUCGGCCUUCCCAACUCUGCGUUGUUUGUAUUAUUUGAGAACUUUGUGUACGAUUGCGGAACUUUGCGUGUAUUCCUGAUCGUAGAACUAUUGUUACAUGUUUGAGAACUUUUAGUGCUGAGUGUUGUAUGAACUGCGAGAACUAUUGUUUAAA
Molecule: messenger RNA, 1724 nt
Organism: Panicum hallii
Lineage: Eukaryota; Viridiplantae; Streptophyta; Magnoliopsida; Poales; Poaceae
Product: glutathione S-transferase T3-like
Exons: 4
Coding region: 360-1565 (401 amino acids)
Source: RefSeq, a predicted model, not a curated record